AUGAGCGCCGCGGAGGGAACAUCACCGCCUGGCAGCGCGCCUGCGCAAGCAACCCCUGAAGCAUGGGGCGGCGCCGCACGCUUGCGCACACCAGUUUUGAGCCUACGCAAUGCCAUGGAGCAGCAGGCCCAGCUGCAAGCAACAACGCCCCUCUCCUACAUGCAGCAGCUGCAGCAGCAGCAGGAGAGCAGGGGUGACAUCAGCGGCUCCAGCAGGCGCUUGCCACAGGCACAGGAUGCCCAGGGGUGGAUGCAGGAAGCCCUCAAGACCCGCCGCGAUGCCCUCACAGGGCAGCUGCGAUGUCAGCUGUGCGCGAAGGUGGUGCCGGAUCACAGCAUUCUUGCUCAGCACCUGAAGGACAAGCACGGCGGAGAUUCUGCCGAGGUCAGCGCCGGGGGGCCUCCCGAGCCCAGCCUCACAUUCAGCCUGGCCGAUCUGCUGCUCGCACAAAGACCUGGAGCCUCCAAGGCACCGGCGUGGGCGCCGCCGCAGCUGACGGCAAAGCAGCUCCGGAGUGUGAAGGGCCUCGUGCAGGCGUACCCGACGAAGAAGGCGCUGGCGGAGGCAUUCAAGGGGGGCCGGCUGCUGGCGACGGGCAAGAAGAAGAUGAGCCGCUUAAAGCGCAUCAUUCUGCGUGAGCGCGCCAACAAGGCGUUUGCCGACGCAUCGGCCGCCGCUGAGUCAGCCGCCGCCGCGUCUCGGCUGGCGUGCGCGCUGCGGGACAACAUCAGGGAACAGCUCAGGGUAGCAGGGGAGCAGCUGCUGCUGGAGCAGAGAGGCGGUGCCAUGCCUGACGCGUCCGCCAUCACGCAGCUGCAAGUGCUAGAGGUUGCCGCUGUCGAAGCAGAGCGGCGGUUGCUCGACGCCGAACGGAAUUCGCGCGAGGCAGAGGCGGAGCUUGAGAAAGCCUCGGCCGAGCGCGCGCGCAUCUGCAACGAGCCUGCGGGGGCCAAUGAUGAGCAGCCGCCACGAGGGGUUGAGGACGCUGACGUGGCAGGGGCUGACGAGGCCGCUGAGUCAGGCGGAGGAGCAAGCACGGCACACACAGAGGGAGAAGAGGCGGCGGAUGGCAGCGAGCGCAUGCAGCUGCAUGCGCUGCGCGUGGCGACAGAUCUUGGCUUUCAGGGGACCGACGGUGCUGAGAGUGUUGACGGCUUGGACGACUUUGAGGAUGUUCUGGUGACUGCUGGACCAUCAGCAGAAGAGAAGGAAGCAGAGAAGGUAGAAGAGGAAGACGAGGAGGACCUGGACUUGGGCCCGGACGAUUGGGAUGACAUUUUGUCGGCCUGGAUGGGCGCUGUCGGCCUGACAGACAUGCUGAAAGCGUCGGAGCCGGCAGAGAUGGCCACAGCUACAGCCUCGGACUUGAGCACUCAAACUACGGUGGCGGCUCCACCUGCGCAGCAGCUUCAGGAAGCUGCGCCGCAGCCGCCGCAGGACAGCGGAUUCAGCGCGCCGUACAGGGGCGACUCGCGAUCUCUGCAGUCCUUGCAGCAGCAGCCGGCGGCUGUCAGCGCUGGAUUUGCGCAGCUGCAAACACCGGGGCAGCAGCAGCCGCGGGACCAGAAUGCUGCGCUGGCAGCGCUACUGGGCAGAGGGAACUCUGCGGGAGGACAGCGCAACGGCGCUGGCCGGCCGAUGGUCACCGUCGUGCCGCAGAUGGACGCGGCCACAUCGAAUACGCUGCCACUGCUCGGCCAUGGCCCCGCGCCCUCCCAAGGCAUGCGAAUGGCGUCGUCCGUAGCAUCCACCGCUCAGCAGGGUGACGGGAGCGGCUCGGUGCGCGAUCCCCGGGCUUUGCGCAACAUCCCCGCAUGGCUCAACUCAGCCGAUAGCGAUGAUGAGUCGGGCGUCAGCGAGGCCAUCGCAGGCACCAGCCCGCCGUCAGUCGCGGCUGCCCCACAGUCCUUAAACCGCCCGAGCGCCUCCGACUCCCCGCUGACCGUCGCUAGCCUCCCGGCAUCCCAGGCGAGUGUGGGCGCGCAUGGCGCCACGGGCGAGCCGGCGGCCACGGCGGCCGCGGCGGCGUCCAAGCAGGUGGGCCCUCAAGACCCGCUGCGCCGGGCUCCGCCUCCCCCGGGAUCCACCCCAAUGGUGGUGUCCGACAUGGAAGCGCAGUGGCGCGCCAGGCUGCAGGGGCAGAGCUUCAGCGUGGAGGAGAUGAUCGAGCAGGGCUUGCUGUUUGCCGGCGACAACCUCGGCGCUGACUCGCCCGCCAGCAGCUGCCCAGCCAGCCCCAGCCCCAGCCGCUCCGCUGCUGCCGACACCGGUGCUACUGCUGCUGCGCAAACGCUGGAGAGCUCUCAGGCGCCUGCCUGUGCCGGCCCCUCCUCGUUCGAGAUGGCCUCGUCUAUGCCGCAGCAGACCGACCAGGAUCGCCUGCUGCACGGGCUGCAAGGCGAUGCAAGCGUGGAUGCAGCCAGGCGGCGCGCCCUUGAAUCCAUCCUCCAGAAACACAAAGCGCCGAUGCAGGCGUCCGGCGCGGGCGCGUUCCCCCUCAUGGACCAGCUGCCGCUGCAGCCGCACCUCAUGCCGGGGGCUUACCAAGACCCCCAGCUCGGCCGCAUGCACAGCCAGGGCCUCCUGCAAGCCUACCAGCAAGCGCAGCAGCGGCAGCAGAUGCAGCAGCAGGCACUGCAGAGCCCCUUCCGCUCGCUGUCAGCCAUGGACAUGCCUCUGGCCCCGCAGCCGCUGCUGGGCAGCCUCUCCCAGGGUCCCCUCUCUCUUGGGGACCCCUACGGCGUUCCCGGCCUCUCCUCCCCCCACGACCUCCCCCUCAUGGAAAAUCCCUACGCGGCCAUGGACUUUCUGAGCCAGCAGCAGCUGCCGAACAAGCGCCACGGCUGGCCGACACCCCCAGAGGAGCAGGGCACCUUUGGCAGCCACGAAUUCACCUGCGAGGUGUGCGGGGUGACAUGCUGCGGCCUGGUGAAUUUCGAGCAGCACUGCUCCUCGAAGAAGCAUCUGCGCCGCGCGGCGGCUGCGGCCGGCGCGCUUGCCGGCGGCGGCAUGGCGUCCGACUCCACCGGCGAUGAGCGCAACACCACCUAUGUCGGCCUUCAGGCCCAGUGCCGCAACUACUGCAAGCAGGCGCGUGGCCUUUCUGUGAUCAGCACAGAGCUGAAUCGGGCGGUGGUGGAAUUGCUGCAACAGCUGCUGUUCUGGCAGGAGCGUGCCAAAGCCUCCUCCCCCUACAACGUCACCAAGCGCAAGCGCCUCGUCUCCGGCCUGAGGGAGGUGGCCAAGGCGGUGCGGCUGCGCAAGGCUUGCACGGUGGUGGUGGCGCCCAACAUAGAGCAGAUUGAGAGCGAGGGCGGCCUGGACGACCUCCUCUCCUCCAUCCUCACCCAGGCCGAGGAGGCCUCCAUCCCCAUCGUCUUUGCCCUCUCCCGCAAAAAACUUGGCCAGAUGUUUGGCUGCCGCAAGAAGAUGAGCGCGAUUGCGAUCCUGGACUACAGCGGCGCGGAGGCCAUCUACCACCACAUGGAAGCGCUCGCGCAGCAGGGCCGCACCGCCUGGCUUGCCCACAACGCCGGCGGCGGCAGCGCCAGUGCUGCCCAGGCCGACACUGCAGCGGCCGGCCCCUUCGCCCUGUCGCACUCGGGCUCCGCCUCGCACCUGCUCGGCAGCGACCCAGCUGCGCAGCAGAAGGGGCCGACCCCAGAGGAGGGCGGCCUGUACGGGCGAUCAGCGUCCAGAACCGAGGAGGCCGGCGCGGCCGCUGAGUUCCAGCAGCGCGGCAGGUACCUCCCCGGGGGGGGAGCGCAGCCGCAUCUGGCCAUGCGGGGCAGCCAGCAGCCGCCGUUGCUGCGGCAGCAGCCGCCGCCGCCGGGGGCCCUCCAGCACCGGCAGGGUGGCCUGCCGCCGCUGCACCGGCUGCCGCCGCCGCAGCAGGCGAUGAGCGUUGCGCACCGGCAGGCGCAGCAGCAGCACUUCCAGCAGAUGGGCCGCCUCGCCAGCAUGCAGUCCGCGCAGGAGCUUUUGGACGGGCACAUGGCAAGCCUGUACGACCAGCAGGCGCUGGCGCAGCAGCUGGGCUCCCAACUGCACUUUGACGGCGGCGGCGCGGCUGGCGGCUACGACGCGCUUGAUCCCUCUGGCGGCUUGGGCAUGUCAGCAUUGGACCUUGGCCAGCACGCGGGCUCGGGCGGCCUUGGCGGCCCGCUCGCGCCCAUGGGCGGCUUUCAAGGCCAGCAUGCGCACGGGAUGGAGGGGGCCGCGUACGGGGAAGCUCUUUACGGGCAGGGCUACGGCGGCGACGGCGACGGGCAGCAGCUGCCGUAUGGCGUCGAGGAUCCCCGCGCCGCGCAGGGGGGCCACUAUGUCGCCCCCUGGCCUAACCUGGGGGGGCCCCAGGACAGCGGUGACCGCCGCUGGUACAGCUGA
Molecule: messenger RNA, 4386 nt
Organism: Coccomyxa subellipsoidea C-169
Lineage: Eukaryota; Viridiplantae; Chlorophyta; Trebouxiophyceae; Coccomyxaceae
Exons: 24
Coding region: 1-4386 (1461 amino acids)
Biological process (GO): selenocysteine incorporation
Cellular component (GO): ribonucleoprotein complex
Molecular function (GO): mRNA 3'-UTR binding; selenocysteine insertion sequence binding; ribonucleoprotein complex binding
Source: RefSeq, a predicted model, not a curated record